AUUCUGCUUUUACGACUUCUAUUUUUUUAUCUUCUUUUUGAGAAGUUCAGAUGCAUCUCCUCCUGCUCUUUUCACUUUUUUUUCGAGUGGACGUACUUGUUCGAUGCUUUUUUUUUCGUUGUCGCGUUAGCGCGAUUUGGCCUGCGACCAGUGGUGACCCAGUUUUUCAGAUUUGAUUCUGGGCAGAUUGCUUUUUUCGUGACGAACUCCGCCGAUUGGAUUUGUUCACGCUUUCACCUAUUUAUAUUCAAUACUAGUACUGUCGAAUUGUUCCGGCCAUCAGAUGCGCUCGGAUUUGCGUUAGAUUUGGGACUGUGCUCUUUUCCUGAUUUUAACGCUUUUUAUAAUUUCCUAAUGCGGAUAUUGCUUCGAAGUAUGGAUGUAGAAUAUUCUAGCUAGUGGCCACGCGGCGAAUUGUUAGCUGUGUAGUGUGUUGACGUGUUAGUGCAUUCCUGCCACAUGUAGUAAUUUUAUACGGUCAUAUGCUGGCAUUUGAAUAGGAUAGAAGUAUUCGAGUACUAUUUGUUAACUGUGCUGAAUUGGUCCCUACUGCCUGGUAGGUUGACUACUUUUGGUCCAUGUAAAACGCCCAACUAGAUUUGAAGUUAGUUACCGUAAAAAUAAUUGUUGCUGACUUGCUUGAUUCAUACUAGUCUGCAAUGCCUUGUAAAGGGAAACUGAAUUUGCAUUGUUCAGUUAUUGUGGAACUAUCAAAUGCAUAAGCCAAAAAGAUGUGUAUUGUUGUUGCCAUCUGCAAUUUCUUGAGGAUUUUGAUUUUUUUAUGUGGACUGCCCAUAGUCCCUGGGGCCACAUUGCAUCUCAUGAUUUUAGUUAAUAACUGGAGGAACUUGCUGGACAUGUUUAAAAUAGGAAGAGAUAGUUGGAUUCAAUUCGCACAGAGACCCUACAGGCACUCUGCGGACUGCUGGCUACUUCCGUCAAUAGUCCAUUUAUUUUUCUUUAAAAACAAAAUAUUCUUAUGUUCAUUUGGAGAUAUUCUGGUCGUUGUUGGGCAUGACAAACAGCCUCAAGGUAUUCAGAAUGGCUACGGCAGUAGUUGUCUCCUUAUCUUUAGAGUACCUGAUGACAUGUAUUAUGCAUCACUAUCGCGGAGCAUACAAGUGAAAGCAGCCCUUGUGCUGAAUGCAUCAAGACGCUUUAGGUAUACACUUGAUUUGGAAAAGGAGAAACGAAAGGAGGAAAUCAGAAGAAAAAUUCGUGCACAGGCUCAUGUUAUAAGGGCUGCUUUUCGUUUCAAAGAGGCUGGUCGAGGCCAUGUUCAGUCUAAAGAAACUAAAGUGCCACAUGCUGAUGCUGCACUUGGCUUCGGAAUCAAAGAAGACCAGCUUACAGCACUGACAAGAGAUCACAACUACUCCGCCCUGCAACAAUAUGGAGGGAUUUCUGGUGUAGCUAAUAUGCUAAAAACUGAUACGGAGAAGGGGAUUGGUGGAGAUGAUGCGGAUUUGAUGGCAAGGAGAAAUGCAUUUGGCUCAAACACAUAUCCCCGUAAGAAAGGAAGAAGCUUUCUGGCCUUCGUAUGGGAUGCUUGUAAAGAUCUGACACUAAUCAUCCUGAUGGUUGCUGCUGCUGUUUCCCUGGCCUUGGGCAUAACAACAGAGGGUAUUAAGGAAGGCUGGUAUGAUGGAGCGAGCAUUGCCUUUGCUGUUCUCCUAGUUGUAUUUGUUACAGCUAUCAGCGACUACAAGCAAUCACUGCAAUUCCAAAAUUUGAAUGAAGAAAAACAGAACAUACGCCUGGAGGUUGUUAGAGGUGGAAGGCGAAUCAUGGUAUCGAUAUAUGAUUUGGUUGUUGGAGAUGAUGUCCCUCUCAAGAUUGGUGACCAGGUUCCUGCAGAUGGGAUCCUUAUCAGCGGGCACUCCCUUUCCAUAGAUGAAUCAAGCAUGACGGGAGAAAGUAAAAUUGUACACAAAGAUCAGAAGUCACCCUUUCUAAUGUCAGGUUGCAAAGUUGCUGAUGGCUAUGGGACAAUGCUGGUAACUGCUGUCGGAAUCAACACUGAAUGGGGACUGCUAAUGGCAAGCAUAUCUGAAGAUUCAGGUGAAGAGACACCUCUUCAGGUUCGUUUGAAUGGUGUUGCUACUUUCAUUGGAAUGGUCGGACUUUCUGUUGCCCUAGCAGUUUUGGUUGUACUUUUGGCCAGGUACUUCACUGGGCAUACUUACAACCCUGACGGUUCCGUGCAAUACGUGAAAGGGAAGAUGGGUGUUGGCCAGACAAUACGUGGAGUAGUUAGAAUUUUCACGGUGGCGGUCACUAUUGUGGUCGUGGCUGUUCCAGAAGGACUACCAUUGGCUGUCACUUUGACGCUUGCCUUCUCGAUGCGCAAGAUGAUGAAGGACAAGGCUCUGGUCAGGAGGCUUUCGGCAUGUGAAACGAUGGGCUCUGCUACAACAAUUUGCAGUGACAAGACUGGCACCUUGACUUUAAAUCAGAUGACUGUUGUUGAGGCAUAUUUUGGUGGAAAGAAGAUGGGCUCCCCAGAUAAUGCUCAGACGUUAUCUGCUGAUGUCACAUCACUUAUUGUUGAAGGAAUUGCACAGAACACUUCUGGAAGCAUAUAUGAGGCUGAGCAGGGUGGUCAAGAACCGGAGGUGACUGGAUCACCUACAGAAAAGGCUAUACUGUCUUGGGGGCUAAAGCUGGGUAUGAAAUUCAAUGAAACAAGGUCGAAGUCCUCUAUUCUUCAUGUAUUCCCUUUCAACUCAGAGAAAAAGCGAGGCGGGGUUGCGGUGCACCUGGGUGGUCCUGAGGUACAUAUACACUGGAAAGGAGCAGCUGAAAUUAUUUUGGAUUCAUGCACAAGCUGGCUUGACACCGAUGGUUCAAAGCACUCAAUGACUCCUGAAAAAGUUGCUGAAUUCAAAAAAUUCAUAGAAGAUAUGGCCACUGCUAGCCUCCGUUGUGUUGCCUUUGCCUAUAGGACAUAUGAGAUGGAUGGUGUUCCAAACGAAGAUCAGAGGGAUGAGUGGAAAUUACCUGAAGAUAAUCUGAUUAUGCUUGGAAUUGUGGGAAUAAAGGAUCCCUGCCGUCCAGGAGUUCAAGAUUCUGUUCGUUUAUGUCAAGCAGCUGGCAUUAAGGUCCGCAUGGUUACUGGUGAUAAUCUUCAAACUGCGAGAGCCAUUGCCCUGGAGUGUGGAAUACUUGAUGAUCCCAAUGUGUCCGAGCCUGUCAUCAUUGAAGGAAAGACGUUCCGGGCCCUGUCAGACUUAGAAAGGGAGGAAGCUGCUGAAAAAAUCUCUGUGAUGGGGAGGUCUUCACCAAAUGAUAAACUUUUACUUGUUAAGGCACUGAGGAAUAGAGGUCACGUUGUUGCUGUUACUGGAGAUGGCACAAAUGAUGCCCCAGCACUGCAUGAGGCAGAUAUUGGUCUAUCAAUGGGCAUUCAGGGAACCGAAGUGGCCAAGGAGAGUUCUGAUAUUAUUAUCUUGGAUGACAAUUUUGCAUCAGUCGUGAGGGUUGUCAGAUGGGGUCGAUCUGUUUAUGCGAACAUACAGAAGUUUAUACAGUUCCAACUAACAGUCAACGUUGCAGCUUUGAUAAUCAAUGUAGUUGCUGCUGUGAGUUCUGGAAAUGUGCCGCUGAAUGCUGUUCAGUUGCUGUGGGUCAACCUAAUCAUGGACACUUUGGGUGCCCUUGCAUUGGCGACGGAACCACCUACAAACCAUCUCAUGGAGAGACCCCCAGUAGGGAGAAGGGAGCCACUGAUAAUAAAUAUCAUGUGGAGAAACUUGAUUAUCAUGGCUUUGUUUCAAGUUUCAGUUCUCCUUACUCUCAACUUCAAGGGGAUAAGCCUCUUGCAGUUGAAAAAUGAUAACCCAGCACAUGCAGAUAAAGUGAAAAACACCUUCAUAUUCAACACAUUUGUUCUCUGCCAGGUGUUCAAUGAAUUCAAUUCCCGUAAACCCGAUGAGCUGAAUAUAUUCAAGGGCAUUUCAGGAAACCACCUCUUUAUUGGCAUUAUAGCGCUAACACUUAUACUUCAGGCGCUUAUCGUGGAGUUCCUUGGCAAGUUUGCCUCAACAGUCAAGCUAAGCUGGCAGCUGUGGUUGGUAUCCAUAGGUCUUGCUUUCUUCGGUUGGCCGCUGGCUUUUGUGGGAAAGUUUAUUCCUGUUCCCAAACGUCCAUUUGGAGAAUUCUUUGCGUGCUGCUGUAAAGGGAGCAAACAAGCUUCUGAUGCAACCUCUGAUGACAAGGGAAACAAAUCAGAGCAUAGAGAUGUCGUAUGAUUUGUUGGUUGGCAUGGAGGGCCUUUUGCUGUUCUUACUAGGGUUUAACAUGUUGGGAUUUGUAAUUACUGCUGAUUGCGAUUGUAUAUAUUCACGGUAGCCGCCAGCUUUUGGGAGGUUGCAGCAGCAUCUAACCCGCAUGCAAUCUUGAUACCUGACCCUGGGUGCUUGAAAUCAGCAGCCGUGGCUGGAAAUGCAACUCGGUUUGGCUCGAGACUCGAUGGUUUCCCUUUGUUGAGAGCAUCUUCGAGCUAUUGAGUGUAUUUCGGAUGUAAGUGAGCUGCUGAUAACAGCCGUAAGCUAUGGGACAUGGCUAUCGUGGGGCUUCUUGGUGCUUUCGGGUGUUGUAGUCUGUGUUGCAGUGUAACAGUGCUGGCGCCGUAACAUUUGAGAAGCGGCUGUGGACAACGGAAGCAGUUCUUGUCCCAA
Panicum virgatum (switchgrass) is the source of this 4679-nucleotide messenger RNA. RefSeq names its product calcium-transporting ATPase 5, plasma membrane-type-like. Gene Ontology annotation, cellular component: intracellular membrane-bounded organelle; membrane. Bases 732 to 4250 code for a protein of 1172 amino acids. The transcript has 34 exons. Gene Ontology annotation, molecular function: calmodulin binding; ATP binding; ATP hydrolysis activity. Lineage: Eukaryota; Viridiplantae; Streptophyta; Magnoliopsida; Poales; Poaceae. The record is from RefSeq and is a predicted model, not a curated record. Gene Ontology annotation, biological process: calcium ion transmembrane transport.